Cetraspora pellucida is the source of this 408-nucleotide messenger RNA. The record is from the annotation of a GenBank genome assembly. Lineage: Eukaryota; Fungi; Glomeromycota; Glomeromycetes; Diversisporales; Gigasporaceae.
AUGGAAGCUUCACGAGUUCUUCCUACUAAUAAAAAAAUUCGUGAAGACUGGGAUAAGUUGAUAAAGCUUAUGAAGGAUGCCCAUGUGAGAUUAUUGAGAAAGCUUACUAGAGGAAGAGCAGGAGAAAUGAAAGAAUUAGAAGAAGAGCUUAAUAAGGUUCCAGUGUUUGGUAUUCAAGUUGCUGGUGUAACUUUGGCAUGUUGGGUUAUGACUAUGCCAUUUGGUGCUUUCUACUUUGUUCAACGUCUUGCCUCGAUGAAUCGGGGAGAGUCUUCACUUACCGAAUUUAUGAAUGAAUUGUGGAAAAAAGUCGAUUUAUCUUUAUAUAACAUAGCUAUUUGUUCUCCACAGGCUCGAGAAGAUAUGCCUCUUUAUGGUGGAGAGUUAAUAACUCCACGAUCACCAUAA